AUGGCGGACGGGGACAGCGGCAGCGAGCGCGGCGGCGGCGGCGGGUUCGGGACCGCCCGCGGCGGGGCGGGGGGGGCCGGCCCGGCCGCGGGGCCCGGCGGCGGCGGCGCGGCCGGCCCCGAGCAGGAGACGCAGGAGCUGGCGUCCAAGCGGCUGGACAUCCAGAACAAGCGCUUCUACCUGGACGUGAAGCAGAACGCCAAGGGCCGCUUCCUCAAGAUCGCCGAGGUGGGCGCGGGCGGCUCCAAGAGCCGCCUCACGCUCUCCAUGGCCGUGGCCGCCGAGUUCCGCGACUACCUGGGCGACUUCAUCGAGCACUACGCGCAGCUGGGCCCGUCCAGCCCCGAGCAGCUGGCCCAGGCCGCGGGGCCGCCGGGCGAGGACGGCGCCGGGCCCCGCCGCGCCCUCAAGAGCGAGUUCCUGGUGCGGGAGAACCGCAAGUACUACCUGGACCUGAAGGAGAACCAGCGCGGGCGCUUCCUGCGCAUCCGCCAGACCGUGAACCGCGGCCCCGGCGGCCCGGGGGGGUUCGCGGGAGGCCCCCCCGGGCUGCAGAGCGGCCAGACCAUCGCGCUGCCCGCCCAGGGCCUCAUCGAGUUCCGCGACGCCCUGGCCAAGCUCAUCGACGACUACGGCGGCGAGGAGGACGAGCUGGGCGGCCCCGGCGGCGGCGGCCCGGGCGGCGGGGGGCUCUACGGGGAGCUGCCCGAGGGCACGUCCAUCACCGUGGACUCCAAGCGCUUCUUCUUCGAUGUGGGCUGCAACAAGUACGGGGUGUUCCUGCGGGUCAGCGAGGUGAAGCCGUCCUACCGCAACGCCAUCACCGUCCCCUACAAGGCCUGGGCCAAGUUCGGCGGCGCCUUCUGCCGCUACGCCGAGGAGAUGCGCGACAUCCAGGAGCGCCAGCGGGACAAGCUCUACGACCGGCGCGCCGGCCCGCCGGGGCCCGGCAGCGGCAGCGGCGCCGGUGACGACUCCGACGGCGACGACGUGGACGACGACUGAGCCGAUCCCCCCAGCCCUCGACCCCGACGCCGGCCCCCCACCAUCCCCCCCGAGCCCCGGGGCGAGCGGGUCCCCGAUCCCCCCUCCCAGCGACGGGGCAGAGGGGUCCCGGAGCCCCCCUUCCCCCUCCCAGUGACGGGGUGAAGGGGUCCCCAAACCCCCCGGGUCCCCGCUCCCAGCAACGGGACGAAGGGGUCCCCGAGCCCCCCCCCAGCAGCGGUGGGGCGCGGGGGUCCACAGGCCCCCGAGCCCCCCCUCCUGCCGCCACCGGAGAGAGAGAAACCUGCCCGACCGUGCCGCGGCCCCCCCGGCCCCUCCCCGGCUCCCACCAGGGGCCCCCCGGACCCCAGGACUCGCUGCUUUGGGGGAGCAGGGGGUCACCCGCAGCCCCCUCCCCUCCCGGUGCCCCCCCCAUCUAAACCAGCACGCGAGGGCCCCGGAGCCGAGCGGCGGCGGCAGCGCCGGGGGCGGGGGGGCAGCGGAGGCACCUUGGACCAACGGCCGUUCCCUCGGCUUGUGAUUUUCCCUUCAUUUUCCUUUUUUUUUUUUUCUUUUCCCUUUCCUCCUCUUUCCACCUUUUUUUUUUUUUUUUUUUUUUUUUUUGGGUGGGGGGAGGUUCUUUUUGGUUUUUUUGGUUUUUUGGGUUUUUUUUUCGGGAUGCAAACUCCAGGCGCCCGAACUGGAACCCGCCCCGAGCUGGCGGCUCCCUGGCCAUUAGGGAAGAUUUCCUCGGUUUUGCCGAUUUCUGACCGUUUUUCCCCCCCUCCCCGUUUCCCGCCGGGAAGGGGGAGGCGCCGGCACAAAGCACAAGGAAAAACUCGACGGGGCGAACCAUCUUCCCCUUCUCUCCAAAUAAGGCGCCUCCGGCCCCGUUUCACCAGGACCCGCCGGAAUCCGCCCCUUGGCUUCACCCAAAUUGGAUUUUCCGGCCCCAAAUCCGUGGCCACGCCCGGCCCCGGCACCUUGGGGGUGGAUUUUGGAGGUUUAUUGUUAUUUUUUGCCUCCUUUUGUCUUUUUUUGCCCCCCUGGGCCCGGCCCUGGCGCCGCCUGGUCCCUCCAGCCACCUCCUAUUAAACACAUUUUUCCACUCUCAAAUAGUCUUUUUUUUUUUAAUUCUUUUUCACUCCCUCGGCUCAGUCCUGCCCUGUACAGAAUUCCGGUUUUUCACCCCGUUUUCCCAUAACUCUGAACUCCAUCGCUCUCAUUCCAAAGUUUUGCCUCUUCUUCUCCAACGGUUUCACCACUUGUAGGACUUUUCUUUUUUUUUUUUCUCCUUUUAAUCCAUUUUUGGGAGCCCAAUCAGCUGCCUCCUUAAUUUAUUACCACGGAUCUGGCAUCUCCCUCUCUCCAUAUUUAUUGGGAAGUGAGGAACGGCCGCAGAGCCCUGGGGAGCCCCCACGCCGCUGUCCAUCCGUCCGGCCGGCCGGCCCCUGGCCCCAUCCCGCUGCUCCCGCCGGUCCCGCCGCCGUCGCUCUUUUUAAAGGGAUUUUUAAAGCGAAUUUCUUCCGUUUAUCCCGUUUUUAAGCCUUCUCCGUCGCAAAGGACCUGGAUCCCUCACUCACUCACUCGGGAGCAAUAGUCCUUCCUCGAUGGCCGAUGUGUCCUGUACUGUAUUUUGUACCCUCAGGCAGCUCUUUCCGGUGAAUUCCUGCUGUAUCCACCCAUCCUCCUGGUCCUGUGUUCUUUGCCACGGAGAAAAAUCCAUAAACCACGACGGCGACGACGGAUUUGGGGGGAAGAACGCUCCCAGCUCCGCGGGACUCACCGGCGUCCAGCCGCGGGACCUCUCCUUUUAUUUUUGAAGAGGAUGAGAUAUAUAUAUAUAUAUAUAUAUAUAUAUAAAAAUAUAUAUAUAUUCCUUUGGGUUUCUUUCUUUUGGCUGAAUUGCGGUGAUUUGGCCUUAUUUCUACUCUGGGAGAGCGGCGGAAUUGCUGCUGGCCCGGCCCAGCUCUGAGGAGCUGGCUAGAAAUACGUGGAAGAGGAAAAAAAAAGCAAGGCAAAACCACCUAAAUCCAGUAAUAAACCCAAAAAAGCAGCUCCCGGCGUUGGCCCAGGGAGCCUUUCCUGGCCAGAGAAGCGCUGGAUCCAUGGACACAACCUCCCACAGCUCCAUUUGGGUGGGAAGAGCAGAGCACGUCGGGGGAAGACAGCGGAGAAAAACAGCCAAAACGAGAUAAAAUAGGGGAAAAAGGGGAUUUGAGGUGCCAGCUGGAGCGAGGGGAGCGGCCAUGGGGGCGGGGAUCUUGGGGGGCAGUUUUGGGUUAUUUUUUCUCUUGGAGCCCCCCAGGAGGCGUUGGGAGUUUCCCAGGAAAGCGGGACAACGCCGGCAUCUCCCCUGACCCCCUUCCCAUCUCUGUGUGUAUAGACAUGGCUGUGUGUACAUAGCUCAGAUUCGGUUGGGUUUUGGGUUGAAUUCUGUAGAAAAUGGGCAAAUUGCUUUUUUCUCUUUUUUUAAUUUUUAUUUUUAAACCACAAAUAGGGGGGAAAAUAUCCCGAAUUCCUGGUACUUCCAGCUUUGCUGCCCCAGAGGGGCUGAUGGAGAACGCGAUGAUGGCUGUACAGACAGAAUAUUGGAAGUCUUGUACAGCGCCCCAAAACCCACUGGAAAAUACCCCAAAUGGCUGGGUCUGGAGCGGGUGGUGCUUCCAGGGCAAGUUCAAACAGCUUCCGUUCUUUUUGCCCUAAAAAAUACAAAAGAAAAUUUGGAUUCUCCUGCCGUGUUUCCAGGCGAUUUGGGAGCAGUGGGGGCUGGUUUGGGGGGCCACGCCAUGGCUCCUCAUGUUGGUGACAAAACCAACCCAGACCCUCACUGGCCUCUCAUAAAAAAAGCAAAAUGUGGAAAAAAAGUCGCAAAAAAACUGGAAAAGAUUUUAAAAGAGCAGCUGAGGGAGCACUGGGGGUAGGCAGGGUGGUGCACCAGGGAGCUCAGCAGGUAUUCCCAGUGUGGGCUCCGUGGAUGCUCCCAGCUGUUCCUGCAGGGCGAGGCCCUCGCCCUCCUCGCCCUCCUCAUCCUCGCGGAGCCGGUAGAGCCAGCGUUGCCGGGGUUGGGCGUUGGCGGGAGCAGCCAGAUGCGGGCGGGACGGCCGGGGAGGAGCACGGCACGGCACGGCCUGCAGCCCCAUCCCAGCCGGGGCUCGGGCCUCGGAGCAGCGGUGAGAGCGGCUCCAGACACGGGGCAGCCCAGCCACGGGCUGGGACAGCAUUGGUGGGGAGAGCGCUGCAUCCUCCUCCAAGAGCCACGCACUCCCAGAGCUGGGUUCGCUGACAGCGGGGUCCUCCAAGAAUGGCAUCCUCCGAAAGCUGGAUCCUCUGAGUGCCCGAUCCUCCUUCGAGAGCUGGAUCCUUCAAGAACUGGAUCCUCCAGGAGCUGGAUCCUCUCAGCACCAGAUCCUUCUCUGAGUGCUAGAUCCUCCUCCAAGCUCGAUCCUCUGAGAUUUGGAUCCUCCAAACACUAGACCCUCCUCUUCGAGCUGGGGUCUUCUCCAAGCAGCAGAUCCUCCUCGGAGAGUUGGAUCCCCUGAGAACUGGAUCCCGUGAAUGUUGGAUCCUCCUCCGAGCAGCGGAUCCUCCUCGGAGCAGCAGAUCCCGGGAGCGCCGCCUCCCUCCCCGAGCGCUCGCCAUGACGUCCCUUUGCCGAAAAGAGAAAAAAAAAGAAAGUUUUAUUCCUGUUAUUUUUUUAAUGAAAGAAAAACAAAAACUAAAGCAAACCUGCACUUUAGGCGGCCGGGGGGGCCGGGGCCCCCGUGUCCCUUCCCUGCGGCCGGCGGGGCGGCUCCGGGGGCCGGAGGCAGGUCCUGGGUGUUACCACUAGCGCAGACGAGGCCGACGCGACGAACUCCUCCUGCUCCGAGCACUCCUGACGUAGCAGAUUUUUGCAAAUGGAGUUUUACAGUCUAUAUUUAAAGAAUUGUAUGUUUGUAACAAAUAAAGUAUGCGGAAAAGUGAAUGAAAA
Melospiza melodia melodia is the source of this 4957-nucleotide messenger RNA. It is a transcript of the gene PURB, whose product is annotated as purine rich element binding protein B. Gene Ontology annotation, cellular component: nucleus. Gene Ontology annotation, biological process: regulation of transcription by RNA polymerase II. The transcript has a single exon. The record is from RefSeq and is a predicted model, not a curated record. The coding region runs from base 1 to 1005 and encodes 334 amino acids. Lineage: Eukaryota; Metazoa; Chordata; Aves; Passeriformes; Passerellidae. Gene Ontology annotation, molecular function: purine-rich negative regulatory element binding; DNA-binding transcription factor activity, RNA polymerase II-specific; RNA polymerase II transcription regulatory region sequence-specific DNA binding.